AUGACUGGAACUGUCUUCAUCAUUUCAGACCCUCCUGAUGUAACAGUGACUUACGACAGCAGCUCCCACACCUUAACCUGUACAGCUGAGGGUAUUCCUAACGCCUACACCUUCAGCCUGGGGGAGCACCGUGUUGGGGAGACCCUCGUACGCAAGCUGGGGACUCAGACAAGAGGCACCUCUGUCACCUACACUUUGCCUGACACCCUGACGUACGCUGACACGGGGGACUAUGUGUGUACAGUGACUAACGGGAUAAAGUCUGGACAAAAAGGGCAGUUCUAUGUGGCUCCUCCAACUCCAGCUGUAUUCCAGAAUCACUCACAGACAUUGGUGAUUGGUUUGGGGAAAACAGAGACAAUCUCCGUGCCAUUUUAUGCACGACCGUCCUCCGGCAGCGUCCAGGUGAAGUGGGAGAAAACAGAAGAGAGUGACGCUCUAGAGUCUCACCUGGAAGAGGCGGGUCCGGUCAGGCUGGUGGUGUACGGUCAGGAGGUCAGUCUACCGGGAAUAGUCACCACACUGACUCUAACCAAUGUUAGUCCGACAAAUGAGGGUGAAUAUAGCGUGACCGUCACCUGUAACAUCAAUGGCGUGGCAAAGACGUCAAAAACCAGCUUUUACGUCAGUGUGACAGAAAUAUCAGGUAUUUAUACUUUACCAAAUAAUUGGUAUCCUUUAUCAAAAAAUUACCAUACCCUUACACAUCGCGCCCACCCCAUUACACACUGGGUCCACCCCAUUGCACACUAGGCCUACCUGUUCACACACUGGGUCAACCCCAUUGCACACUGGACCCCAUUCCACAGUGGGUCACUUACACACGAUGUCCACCCCAUUACACACUAGGUC
This is a messenger RNA of Liolophura sinensis, 852 nucleotides long. RefSeq lists its product as uncharacterized. Lineage: Eukaryota; Metazoa; Mollusca; Polyplacophora; Chitonida; Chitonidae. The transcript has 3 exons. Bases 1 to 753 code for a protein of 250 amino acids. The record is from RefSeq and is a predicted model, not a curated record.